AUGUCAUUAGCGGCUGGAGGUGGGAAGCGCUGCCCUCCCCCCUGCACCACCCUCCCCAAGCUGCUGCCUCUGCCAAGUCCCGGAGUUUGCUGCGGGAGUCACGCUGCCCCCGGGCGGCCGCCGCUCCCCGCCGCCGGCCCCGGGGCGGCGGGCCCCCGUCGGGUCCAGCUGGAGUCCGUGGGGUGGGGAGGAAGCGCUCCGCUCCCCGCUGGAACACCCCGGUGUGCGGGGAAGCGCUCCGGGGCCGCGCCGGGACCCGCGAGGCGAUGCCGCGGUGGGAGCCCGCGGUGGGACGCGAUCCCGGGGGCUCCCCCGGUGGGACACGAGUGCGGUGCCGCGGAGCCCCGCUCGCAGCCCGGCGCGGGCAGGCCGUGCUGCCUUCCCCAGCGGGGCGCCGGCCGGGCCGGGCCGGGCGAGGUGCGCUCCAAGCGAAUGCGCUCCGCGGAGCAGCGGCGGCACUGCGCGCCCGUCCGCCGGCUCGGACUGUUGCAGUUUAGAAGUGUCUAUGAGCCAGAUAGAAACGUGCUGCGAAGGAAGGAAUGGGAAAGGAGAAAUCAGGAGGCCCAGCAGGACAAUGGCGCGUUUAACAUGAGCUAUUCCCUCUUCAGUGAACCGUACAAGACUAACAAGGGGGAUGAGCUUUCCAAUCGCAUCCAGAAUACUUUGGGCAACUAUGAUGAAAUGAAAGACUUGUUAACUGACCGGUCAAACCAGAGCCAUCUCGUUGGGGUUCCAAAACCUGGGGUUCCUCAGACAUCUCUUUCAAAGUCUGAUGAACAUCUUAUUGCAGACUCGAGACCACCACCACCUCCUCCUCCUAUUUCCAGCACUACUUCUUCCACACCAGCCUCCCUACCUGCCCAGCAGAACAAAAGUACCACGAUGGGCUGGCAGAAGUCUGGGCAUAAUGCCACUUCAGAUGGCCAGCAGAGAGCAAGCAAACAUGGACACCGGUCGCUGGAGUCACACAAGGGUGACUUCAAACUGGCGAGCCAAAAAUCCAAUUUGGAGAAACUAAAACACUAUGCAUCGAGUCCCACCUCCUCCUCUUCCUCCUCCUCCACCUCCUCUUCCUCCUCCACCUCCUCUUCCUCCUCCUCCUCCUCCAAUACUGCUCAGCAAAGCUCGCUGAGGGCCACAUUAGGAGACAACACCAAUAGAGUCCAGCAGCCAGCGAAGCUCAGCUGUAGCUCAGAAGGAGGAACCAAAGUCCAAGAGAGGCCAGCAAAGCAUGGUGGGGGGCACUGUGUCCAAAACUUCCCACCAUCUCUUGCUUCAAAGCCCAGUCUGGGUCAGCAGAAGCCAACAGCUUAUGUAAGGCCAAUGGACGGUCAAGACCAGGCUCCUGAUGAGUCUCCAAAGCUGAAGUUACCAGCAGAGACGACCAAGUCAUAUCGGGGAGUGCCUUCCAGCAAGCCUGAUUCGGCCAGGACCAAGUCAAAGAUCACCAAGUUCAGCAUUCCUAAGCAAGAAGACGACAGUGGAACAGGAGAUAACAGCUGCAUUGAAGAAAUAUUGCGGGAGAUGACCCAUUCAUGGCCUCCGCCACUGUCAGCUAUUCACACACCAGGAAAGGCAGAACAAAGCAAGUUUCCCUUCCCAAACAAGGACUCACAACAGGGAUCUACAGGACACAGCAAUACAAGGAAAAGUGAUGUAGAGCCAAAGACCCCAGAGAAAAGCGCAACCCAUACAUCAAUGCUAGAAGAUGACCUCAAGUUAAGCAGUGAUGAAGAGGAGAAUGACCAGCAGGCAGCACAGAGAUCUGCUCUCCGCGUUCUAUCUGACAGCCUGGUGGUGCCGCAGUCCAAUGCCCGAGCCCCAGGACUCUCCAGCAAGGGGUCGAGCAGCAGCAGCUCCAGUGAAUCCGAGACCAGCUCAGAGUCUGACUCAGAGAGCGAAAGCAGCUCCAGCGAGAGUGACGGCAGCAAGCCCUCGCAUUACUCCAGCCCAGAGCCUGAGCCGCCCUCGUCCAACAAGUGGCAGCUGGACAAGUGGCUGAACAAAGUUACCCCUCACAAAGCACCCAUCCUAACCCACCACGAUGGCCCGGCGCUGGAAGCCCAUCCCUACUACGGUCGCGUGAAGGUAGAGCGGCAGGAAGGACAGAAGACCCCGGCUGAGGGCCCGGCCGAGCAUCGCAGCGAGGAGAGCCGCACCGCCGCCGCCGCCGCCGCCGCCGGGGACGGGCCGCGGCCCAGGACCGCCAACAAAGCGCCAGGCAGCAAGGGCAGCCGGCAGAAGUCACCCCUCGCUGCCGACGGCGGGCCGCCGAGGCGGGCAGCAGGGAAGAAGGCACCGCGGCGAGCCGAGAGGAACUCCGCCGGAGACGGGCCCCCCUGCCCCAGCGCAGAGGAGCUCCCCCGGAGCCACGGCUUCCCUGAAAGCGCUGCUGGCGAGGCGCCCAGGGCCCGGCCCGCCGGAGGCGGCUGCAGAGCGGGGCACCGCCGGGAGCCCCGCUCAGCUGCAGCUGGUGAGAAGCGUCGAGCCCGAGGGCCGAGCAAAACGGCGCCCAAAUCCAAGGAGUUCAUCGAGACCGAGUCUUCGUCCUCAUCAUCCUCCUCCGAUUCAGGCUCUGAGUCGGAGCGGGAGGAGCGCCCGCUGCCCAAGGCGCCAGCGGCAGCCGGGCCUGAGCCGCGGGGUGCCAAGGACGCGGGGACCGGCACCGCCAGCAAACCCCACGGCGGCUGCAGUGCCUUUGGCUCUAUUAAUGCCAGGACUAGUAGUGAAAUAGCAAAGGAGCUGGAGGAACAGUUUUACACCCUGGUUCCUUUCGGUAGGAAUGAGCUCCUGUCUCCUCUGAAAGACAGUGAUGAGGUAAAGUCGCUGUGGGUCAACAUUGACUUGGCUCUUUUGUCCAGGAUUCCAGAGCGUUUGCCCGAAGAACCGCUGGCCAUGAGCGCCGGAGCAAACCAGGCGGCCAGCUUCCCGCAGGGUAGUAGUGCUGAACCCCCCUCAGAGAAGGGUUUACCGAAAUCUAGAAGGAAACGCAAGUGUGAGAAUGAGGAAGAGUGCAGAGACAUCAAGAAGACUCACUUAGAGCGGGAGAGUUCUUCACGAUUAGCUGCCUCUGCCCAAAGCAUCACAACAGCAAAUCAUUGCAAUAUGAAUGAAAACAGCUUGGCAAUACCAAUAAAUAAAAAUGAGAAAAUGCUUCGGUCACCCGUCUCUCCCCUCUCUGAUGCAUCAAAACACAAAUAUUCCAACGAUGAUUUAACUUCCUCCAGCAGACCUAAUGGCAGCAGUCUAUUACCUUCAAUCUCCUCCAGCAAAAAACAUAAGGGUGAAAUCCAGUCGCAGCCACAUCCUGGGGACCUCAAUAAAGCAAUUCACAUCAAUUCAGAAAAUGUUCUUCUCUGCAAUAAACCACAGUUCCAAACAGAGCCUUGGCCACCUCUAUCCACGACACCCAGGGACUGCAGAAGAACAAAGCUUAUCUUUGAUGAUAUACCACGCAAUGCAGAUUACUUUAUGCAGGAAGCUAAACGGAAGAAGCAUAAAGCAGAUGCAAUGGUGGAGAAGUUUGGAAAGGCACUGAAUUAUGCAGAAGCAGCACUAUCAUUUAUUGAGUGUGGAAAUGCAAUGGAACAAGGCCCAAUGGAAUCGAAAUCCCCUUAUACCAUGUAUUCAGAAACAGUUGAACUCAUCAGGUAUGCAGUGAGACUAAAAACCCACUCAGGCCCCAACGCCACGCCAGAAGACAAACAGCUGGCAGCAUUAUGUUACCGCUGCCUGGCCCUUCUGUACUGGAGGAUGUUCCGACUCAAGAGAGACCACGCGGUCAAGUAUUCAAAAGCGCUUAUUGAGUAUUUCAAGAAUUCAUCAAAAGCUGCCCAGAACCCAUCUCCUUGGGGUGCCAGUGGAAAGAGCACAGGAACUCCAUCUCCUAUGUCCCCUAGCCCUUCUCCAGUCAGUUCUGUAGGAUCCCAGGGGAGCACAGGGGCCCCUUCCCCAUCUCCUAUCAUCAGCAUCCCACAGCGCAUUCAUCAGAUGGCCGCCAACCACGUCAGCAUCACCAACAGCAUUCUGCACAGCUAUGACUACUGGGAGAUGGCUGACAACCUGGCCAAGGAAAACAGAGAUUUUUUUAACGACUUGGAUGCAUUGAUGGGACCUAUCACCUUGCACAGCAGUAUGGAGCAUUUAGUUCAGUACACUCAACAAGGACUUCACUGGGUGCGGAAUAGCACUCACUUGUCAUAA
This is a messenger RNA of Vidua chalybeata, 4203 nucleotides long. It is a transcript of the gene AFF3, whose product is annotated as ALF transcription elongation factor 3. The record is from RefSeq and is a predicted model, not a curated record. Gene Ontology annotation, biological process: regulation of gene expression. The coding region runs from base 1 to 4203 and encodes 1400 amino acids. The transcript has 22 exons. Gene Ontology annotation, cellular component: nucleus; super elongation complex. Lineage: Eukaryota; Metazoa; Chordata; Aves; Passeriformes; Viduidae.